AUGGGUUCCUUCCUGUCGGAGCCUUUGGACCAAAGGAGGAUCACGGCGCCUCCUGAUGCUACCGCGCCCGCCAGUCCCGCAUCCCUCUCCGGCCCCGAAGUGCAAGGCUCGCUGAUUAGUAACUGCUGGAGCUGCCGCGUGCUCUCCGGGUCGGGGCUGAUCGGGGCGGGCGGGUACGUGUACUGGACGGCGCGGAAGCCCAUGAAGCUCGGAUAUGCCCCUAGUCCCGGGGUCAUUUUACAGAUGGUCAUCGGCCUCAGCAUUGCGUCUUGGGGUAUAGUCAUCCUGGCAGACCCCAAAGGAAAAUUUAAUCGGGCUGACUGA
Molecule: messenger RNA, 324 nt
Organism: Chrysochloris asiatica (Cape golden mole)
Lineage: Eukaryota; Metazoa; Chordata; Mammalia; Afrosoricida; Chrysochloridae
Gene: DMAC1
Product: transmembrane protein 261
Exons: 2
Coding region: 1-324 (107 amino acids)
Source: RefSeq, a predicted model, not a curated record